AUGAACAUUGUAGUUGAGGCAGUGUGUGAGGCUGCGAUGGCUGCUGCUAGGGCUGUUGAGCAUCUCGGAGUGAGAAAUGAAAACCGAAAUAAAAACGGUGAGGAUAAUGGAAACAACGAGGCUGAUUCAACGCAUCUUGAUAAACCCAUGACCCUUGCUACUUUUUUGAAAGUAAAUCCAUCUAAGUUCAAAGGUACACUCGUUACGACUGAUGCUGACAACUGGUUCCGAGGUAUCGAGCGAUCACUACGAGCACAGCAUGUUCCGGAAGGUCAACACGUGGAGUUCGCUACUUAUAUACUGGAAGGAGAAGCUGAGCAUUGGUGGCAGGGGAUACAGCAACUGUUGCAACAAGAUGAAGGUGAUAUCCCUUGGGAUACUUUUAAGGAUGAAUUUUAUAAGAAGUAUUUUCCGAGGGCAGCUCGUGAUGCUAAGGAGAUGGAACUUAUGCAACUGAAACAGGGUAACACAACUGUUGCAGAAUAUGCCCGUAAGUUUGAUGACUUGUGCCGUUUCUCCAAGAUUUGUCAAGGGAAUCCUACUGACUUUGAAGAAUGGAAGUGUUUGAAGUUCGAAGGGGACCUUCGUGAGGAUCUAAUGAGUUUAGUAGUUCCAUUAGAGAUAUGA
Molecule: messenger RNA, 627 nt
Organism: Arachis stenosperma
Lineage: Eukaryota; Viridiplantae; Streptophyta; Magnoliopsida; Fabales; Fabaceae
Exons: 1
Coding region: 1-627 (208 amino acids)
Source: RefSeq, a predicted model, not a curated record